AGGCAGCUUCCUGUGGAACCCCCGCCUGGAACUUUGGAGAGCAGCAGCUGCCAGUCAGUGUCGACAAUCACGUGGCGGUGAGAUCUGCUGCCCGCUCCCUCUGCGUGGGCCCCCGACCCACCCACGCGGAAGCCCUGGCGGCGAAAGCAGCGGGCCUCUGAGCACGUGCAGAGCGCCGCCGCCUGCUGCUCCCUGGGGCUGGGAGGGAGGCUCGGAGGGGCAGGACUGGCUGGGGGUGGCUCCUCCCGUGCGCCUCUCCGGCCUCUCUGCCCGCCUCUCCUCCUCCUCCUCCCUCGGUGCGCCCCUCUCCAAAGCUGGGCGGAUCAUCCCGGGCGGGGCUGGAAAGGAGCCCUGCCGCUGGGGGAGCUCCGGCGGGCGGCUUCCCAGCCCAGGAUCGCCGAGCUGCUUGGCGGGGAGCGGGGCAUGGAGGAUGGCCCUGGAGGCGGCUCCCUUGUCCAGGUUGAGGAGCCGGCGCGCCGCCUUGCUGCGUAAAGGGGUCAGCUUCGACUGCGAGAGCGAAGAAGGCGACAACUCUGUCUCUGAAGACCUGGGCUGCAGAAGGGGGGAAUUCAGCAGGAAGCAUUACGGAUCAGUCGAGCUGCUCAUUUCCAGCGAUGCCGAUGGAGCGAUCCAAAGAGCCGGCCGGUUCCGGGUGGAAAACGGCUCCAUCGAUGAGAAUACAGACUAUGCCCCCGGUACGUGGCGGAGAACAGAUGUGCACUUGGAAAACCCCGAGUACCACACCAGAUGGUAUUUCAAGUAUUUCCUAGGAAAAGUGCAUCAGAACUAUGUCGGCACGGACGCGGAGAAGAACCCCUUCUUCCUGUCCGUCGUGCUCUCCGACCAAAACAAUCAACGCGUUCCUCAAUACCGUGCAAUCCUCUGGAGAAAAACAGGUACUCAGAAAAUAUGCCUUCCUUACAGUCCGACAAAAACCCUGUCCGUGAAAUCGAUUUUAAGUGCCAUGAAUCUCGACAAGUUUGAAAAAGGUCCUAGAGAAAUCCUCCACCCUGAAAUCCAAAAGGAUUUACUGGUUCUCGAAGAGCAAGAGGGCUCUGUCAAUUUCAAGUUUGGCGUUCUUUUUGCCAAAGACGGACAGCUGACGGACGACGAGAUGUUCAGCAACGAAAUGGGCAGCGAUAGCUUUCAGCGGCUCUUGAGUCUCUUGGGGGACAACGUCACCCUGAAGGGCUGGACGGGCUACAGAGGAGGCCUGGACACCAGAAACGACACCACGGGGCUCUGUUCCAUCUACACGGUCUACCAAGGGCACGAGAUCAUGUUCCAUGUCUCCACCAUGCUCCCUUACUCGAAGGAGAACAAGCAGCAAGUGGAACGGAAGCGGCACAUUGGGAACGACAUUGUCACCAUCGUGUUCCAGGAAGGAGAAGAGUCGUCGCCGGCCUUCAAGCCGUCCAUGAUCCGCUCCCACUUCACCCAUAUUUUUGCCUUAGUGAGAUAUAAUAUGCAGAACGAUAGUUAUAGGCUGAAGAUCUUUUCGGAAGAAAGCGUACCUCUCUUCGGACCUCCGCUCCCGUCCCCACCCGUGUUUACGGACCACGAGGAGUUUCGGGACUUCCUGCUGGUGAAAUUGAUCAACGGGGAGAAGGCUACUCUGGAAACGCCCACCUUUGCGCAGAAACGCCAGCGGACCUUGGACAUGCUCAUUCGCUCCUUGUACCAGGACCUCAUGCCGGACAUCCAUAAGAACAUGCUGAACAGGAGAUCCUUCAGCGACGUCUUACCGGAGUCCCCGAAAUCGGCCCGGAAGAAAGAGGAGGCCCGGCAGGCUGAAUUUGUGCGCCUUGGCCAGGCGCUCAAACUCAAAACCAUUGUGAAAGGCGACGCCCCAGCUGUUCUGGCCAGCACGAGCCUCUGUAAAAAGGAGCCUUGGGAGUCGCAGUGUUUCUGCAGCGCCUUCCCGCACGACAUCAUCUGUGCCGAUUCUUGGGGCCCGGCCUUGCUCGUCUCGACGGACGUCGGCGUCCUGCUCUUAGACGACGGUCAGCCUUCCAUCCCAGUUUUUGAUAAAACCCUGCAAGUCAAGCAGAUGCACGUUCUGGAAACCCUGGACCUUCUGAUCACGAGAGCCGACAAAGGGAAGGACUCCCGCCUCCUCGUCUUCCGGCUGAGCGCGGUGAGGAAAGGCAUCGAGGCGAACCAGGCCCGGAGCAAGUGUGACUGCCGCGAGAACAAGCUGGAGAAGACCAAAGGCUGCCACUUGUACGCCAUCAACACUCACCACAGCAGCGAGCUGCGGGUCAUCGCGGCCAUCCGGAACAAGCUCCUGCUCAUCACGCGGAAGUACAAGGCGUGGGAGAGCCUCGGCGGCGCCCCCUUGGGGUCGCCCCAGCCGGAGUCCCCCGUGGAGGAAUUCCAGUACAUCCGGGAGAUCUGCCUGUCCGACCCGCCUGCCGUCAUGACGCUGGUGGACGGCCCCACGGGAGAAAACGACAACCUGAUCUGCGUUGCCUACCGGCACCAGUUCGACCUGAUCGACGAGAGCACGGGGGAAUCCUACCGGCUACAUCAAGUCGAGGCAAACAGGGUUAAUUUUGUUGCAGCUAUAGAUGUGUACGAAGACGGAGAAGCCGGCCUCCUCUUGUGUUACAACUACGUCUGCUACUACCGCAAAGUGUGCCCUUUCAACAGGGCUUCGCCUUUGGUCCAGGCAUCGGCGUCCGACUUCCACUUCAGCUGGAAUCAGGUUCCUUACGCCAUUGUUUGCGCCUUCCCCUACAUUCUGGCCUUCACUACCGAUUCCAUUGAGAUCCGUCUCGUCGUGAACGGCAACCUCGUCCACACGGCCGUGGUUCCGGCGCUCCAACUGGUGGCGUCCAGGUCAGAUAUCUACUUCAAAGCGGCCACGGCUGUGAGGGAACCGUCCAAUAGUAGCUCCAAGGAGACCAGCUUACCCAGUUCCCCGCAGACGCCGUCCGUCCACGAAAUCCCCGUGUUCUCUCCUUCAGCAGCAGAGGGCGAAGCGCUGUGCAAAAACCUCUACAAGAUUCCUCUCAGCAACCUGGUGGGCAGGAGCAUCGAGCGGCCCCUCAAGUCCCCCCUGGUCCCCAAAGCCAUCACUGCCCCGGCCCCCAGUGUGGUGGCCGCCAUCCCCACCACGCCCGCCCUCUCUGUGUCGCGCAUGGAAAUCAAGGAGAUCGCAAGUAGGACGCGCAAGGAAUUACUCGGCCUCUUAGGUGAGCCGAUUUCCAAGCCGGACGGAGGACCGAAGCAAAAGAAAGUUCCUCCGAAGCAGACGGACCCCAAGCCGGAGCCUGUGCGGUCCACAAGCAGUGACAGGCUCGUCCCCAGCCUUUUCGAGAGUACCUCGGAAGAACGCCACUUCUCCACCAGUUCCGACCCAGACACGGCCACACGGGAAGAGAGUCCCCACUCGGCCAGCCUCUUCCAGCUCGGGGCUUCCUUUGACGAAGACACCAUUGACUUGAAGUGAAGACAAUCUAGACCCACCACACACAUUCCCACCCCACGCUUUUCUCUUCCCCCCCACCCGCCCGUUCCGAAUGACCCUUGGUAUGGUAUAGGAACAUCACACUACACUUUCUGAUAAUCCCGGAAGCAGAGAAGGUGGGCGCUCCAGAAGGCCGGAUGUGUGUGGCUCUUUGGCCGGUGGGAUGGGACGGGUGUAAGCGUCGUUUCGCUCUUAUUUUUCUCGGAGUCGCUGCCCGCCUCAUUUAAAGAGCUGUUGGUCCUCAUCAGAUUGUUUUUAAUUGGCUAAUGGGUUGAAUCUUCAUACAUUGGCAUGUGACUGAAACAAUGGUUUUGAACGUCUUAGGAGUAUUCCCUACUGUGGGAGUGAAUUGGGAAUGCCUCUUAUGUUACAGAAUGCCUCUUAUGUUACAGAAUGCCUCUUGGCUCUCCAGCUUUUGGCAACCUUGGUUCUCCAGCUGUUGAUGAGCUACAACUCCCAUCACCCCCAGCUGCAGUUUAUUACAGCUGGGGAUGAUGGGAGUUGUAGUUCAGCAACCAUUGGAGAGUCAAGGUCACCCACCCCAGGGUUACAGAAUGCCUUUUCUGUGACGGUGCUUCCCUCUUGCAGUUUAUAUAUAUAUAUUUUAAAGUACAUUAAAAAUGGUUUACUUGAAGAAAAUACUGUAUUUACCUGAAUCCAAGACUAGGUUUCCCCCAAGUUAUUCCAUGUCAGAAAUCAGGGGAGUCAUCUUCAAUGUAGAGUCCUCUUAGGGGUAAGUAAGGGUAUAAGCUGCAUUUAACCUCUUGUUUUAUUUUUUUUAAGGGGCUCGUCUAUAAAUUCAGAGGAGUCUUCUAUUUGGGUAAAUACAGCAAUGUGCCACCCAGUCAAUUCAGUUAAUUGGAUAAAAUUUAGCCAGUUAAUUGACUAAAAAGGUUUGGAAUAGAUUAACCAAUUAAUCGGCUGCGGCCUUACUGAACUGACCCUCGUUUUCACUCCUAAGGAAGGUAGCAGGUAGCCAAGAUAUUUUAUUUUUAUACGGUUGGAGCUUUUAAAGUAGAUAAAAUGUUUGUUUUCUUCCUCUCUUCUUUCUGGUUGGAGACGGUGCGGAUGUGAAUAAUGAAUUGGCUCUCUGCUUUGAUUGCAGCAGGUUAGGAAAGAUGACCCUACAGCAGAAAUUUGAGUUGAGUUGUUUUGUUUCUAAAGAUUCAAGAGCGCUGGCUAACUGCCAGGCCAUUCUGAAGUAACCAGUGGCCGUUUCUACCCUGAUGGAAAGCCCGGCCAGUGGUGCAGUGUGACACCGACUCUUUGCCAAUUGCACGCUUCUCCUUCCCAGGGACACAUCCCACCCUUCAGAACAGACCGGCUGGAUCAGGUCCAAGGCCCAUCCAGUCCAGCAUCCUGUUUCACACAGUGGCUUGUCGUUUCGUUUAUCAGUAGUGAUGUGGUUAAACCAGGGUCUUAUUGAACCAGGGUCUGAAACAGAGGCUGAUGUGAGUUUUGGACCCGUGGUUAAGGAACCCUGGUUAACUCUAACCAUGGUUCAAGUUACUUCUGAUAAAUGGCUUAACUGGGGAGAAGGCAGAGAUGUGUGGUUUUUUUUUGGUGGGGGGGCGUGCUAGGUAUUUGGAUAUGCAUUGCCAGAGGUCCGGAUUAAAUUGUUCCCUUUUCUCUUGCGACGCCCCUCUUCUCCCCUCCUCCAUCUCUCUAGUAUUGCGUUAGCAGAUUUUGACUCUCUUCCAAAAACUCUUUUCUCCUCCAUCCUGAAGUCCAGUAGACGAAGAGAGGCGACUUGAAAGGACAAACUGUCCUCCGAGAAGCCCCUCUUGCCUCUUCCACUCAUUGACCCUGGAGGACUGGACGAGCUCGGAGGCAUUCCAGGACAGGCAAAAAUCCCAUGAGGUGCCCAUAACGGAAGGAGUUGCCCAAGAGAUUCUCCACUCAUUGAGGGGCUCCUCGCAACGGGCAGGCAGGCCCUCACCCCCAGAAAUGACCCAACCAACCAGGUAAAUUAAGAAUCAGUUAAAAUGAUUAGGAAACGGCGCCAUCUUCCUGCGACUGGGCCAUCUUAGAGUACUUAAAGAACAAAAGCCUCGGCUACUAAGCGGGGCUUUUACGGUACAACUCUGGGCAAGAGCUCUGGCUUGCCGUGCAGCGUAGAAUGUUUGCUUUUGUUUAAAAAAACGAAUACGUUCCUAGUCCUCAUGAGCGUGGGGUCGGUUUGUGUUUUGCUUUUUUAAAGGUAAGGGCAGUGUUGUCUCUUGAGACUAAAAAGGGGGAGGGUCUAGGGUGGGAGUCCAGGGGGCAGGGGCUGAGGCAAAGCGCUCGGAUCCUGCCCACGGGUCCCACGUUCCACCUCCUCUUCUCCUACCUCCUUUGCCCACCGAUUAUUCCAUGAGUCCAAUCUCGGUCGCUUCUCUUACGCCAUUGCCUUAUUUUGCAAGCAGAACAGCUCUUAGCCGCCCGGCAUUUGGGCCAGCGCUGAAGAGGCUUGAUGCGCAGUAAACAAAAACAUCUUUGCCCUGCCCAAUUAGUGGAUUCGCAUUUGCGUCACCCCACGUAGCUUUCUUGGCCCGUAGAAGCUGCAUCGCUGAGUUUGCCACUUGUGGGAGCAGCCCGGAAAACCAGCGAAGGGAAGCUCACAGGUGCUGCUCGGAGGAAUUUGGAAUAUCCAGCCACGAUCUUGCAAAACGCGGGUGUGUUGUGUGUGUGCGGAACACAGCAGGCGUGUCCAGGAGGGGAUGUGGGGCUUUGUAAGGCUUGCGUUUAGGGUUAGAGCGGCUAGCAGAGGCACUGGGUACUGGCCAGCAUUUCCCAGGGUUGCUGGAUUACUGCAGGGUCUCUUAAGCGGAAGCAAACCCAGCAUAGUCUCUCCUUGGUCAUGGCUGCUGGAGGUAGUCCGCGAGGCCGGCCCCCAAAUUUUGGGCGUUGGUACCAUCUCGGGAGACGAAUGUUCUCAGUGAUUUGUUUUGGCUCCCUGUCCCCAAAGGGCUCACAACAAUUUAAAAAAGAAACAUAAACUAGGCCACAGCCACUGCAGGGAUGCUGUGCUGGGGAUGGAGAAGGCCAGGUGCUCUCCCCCCGCUCAAGAAAGAGACCCCCCCCCCCCAUUUUCAAAAGGUGCCUCUUUGCUCAGUUGGCAGGGGAGAAGAGCUAGUGAUAUAAAAGGAUUCAUGGCCAGUGUUCUCUGAUUCUUUUUCAUUGUGGUCUUGCAUCUGGGGAGCCAAGUGUGAAGAACCCCCCCUGCCUCCAAAAUUGAACUGGUUCUCCCCUCUUUGCCACAGGCAGUCUUCCCCUCCUUGUGCCCCAGCAAACUUUCUCCUGUCUGUGCAAACCUCAUGUAGGCACCUCCUCCCUUUCUCCCCCCGCCCCAGUAGCUUUCCUUCCCCACAGCCCCUUGGGACCCCUUGGUCCCACCUCUCCACACCAUGGGACUGGGUGCCAUUGCUGCCGCCAUUUCGCCUCCUCCAGCAGCCUCGAUACAGCUGCCUGCAGAAACGCCCUCGCAAAGAUCCUGCGCCAUGCAGCUGUUUUCGUAUUCUGCUUGAGAGGCGGAAACUCCGUGCAGGAGCUCAGCUCGAGUGUGGACGGCCAGGUGUGUGCUGGAUGGCUCCUAGCUUCGGCCACAGGGCUGUUGGGCCGUCCAGAUCAGACUCUUAGCUGGGACGUUUUCAGUCCUCCAUCGUUGGCAGCUAAGAUGGCGGAAAGGCAUUUCCCCGUUGAUUGAGCUGUCGGCGUCUUCCCCUGUGUGAGGACUGACUAUCGGUGUCGAAUUGGGUGUGGUUUCGCUGGGCCUCUUUAUGCUCGACUGGAGUUUCUCUUUGGCUAGCCAGGGCAUUUCCUCGGACUUCUUCAAGGCUUGUUUCCCAUUAAAGAGCUUUUGCGAGGGGCUCCUUGGCGUGUUUCGGAGGGGACAGAGUCUAGGUCGGAUCCCCCAGUAGCGAUUGGUAGUUCUUGGCACAUAUAAGGUGGCAAGUCACAAUUCAGAAUCCGUCCUAGGACCUGAGCGGCUGUUCCCAAGGGGCUGUUAUCCUUUGCCCCUUUUCCUGACUUCAGUCCCUCCUCCCGGUCCUUCUCUCUCUGUUUUCUGACAUCCUCUGUCCGGUGUAGCUAGUGCCAGAGGAAUGAGGCCGACAGACCUGCCUGGCCUCAGACCCAGUGACAGAGGACCGACGUUUUCUUAUCCUGUCUUCCUUGGAAAUUUGACAGUGGGCUGGCGGGCGAUGGUUAGUAGCCGCUCCAUCGAUGUUUCGAAGAAGUUCAAAGUAGCCCGGGAGCAGAGUCCUUCUCCUCCUCCUCCUUCAAGCAGGUGCCUCCAGCACUUGGGCUUGGCCCCCUUUGUAGCAUCACAUCACUUUUUUAAAAAAUGAAUCGCCGUUACCUUUGCAUGUCCGUCCUGUCCGUGCCGCUUAAAGGGCCGGUGGCCAAGAACCCGCUCUCCAUUUCCUGCGACGUUGCUGGGCGGCCAGAGCGAGGCUCCCUCUCUCCGUACGAAACGAAGGGAUGGCGCCACUUCCUGCAGGUUUGACUUCCUCCUAUUUAUGACGUAUUUCUCUUGCCAGAUGGAAGGCACUUCCGGCGAUGCUCCCGUUUGUACAAAACCCCUCUGUUGUCAACCCCCGGUGGCUUGUUUUCCUUAACGCCUCGAGCAGAAUCCAGCAGAAGUCGGGCGACCCGCGCGGUCCCCCACUGCUGAAAGGGACCGGACGCCUCGGGCGGACUGAUCCGUGGCAGGUUUGCCCGGAAGCCUCGCCCCUGUCAGAGGGGACUUGCCUCCAAGUUAAGCUGCAGUCCGAGCAGGUGGGGAACUUGGUGCUUAAAAUUGGCGGGGAAGGGCAAGAGAUCCAGGCAGGUCGGAGUGGAUCGGUUGGAUUUCAUUAAUCCCAGUUCUCCAUACUUGGAAUGCCGGCUGUCAUCUGGACGGAAUCACUCCUGGGUGGUCCUAUUGGAAUUAAGGAGCCCUUUAGAGUCGUUCCUAAUUAGUGCUACUCAGUAAUACAGAGAUUAGUGCUACUCAGUAAGUUGGGUUUGUCCAUCGGCCGUUGUUGGAACUGACGGCGGAGUUAAAUGCACACGCGCAGCGGGCUGGAAUUGGGCUUAAACCGGCUGCUUGAGUUCCCCAGGGCAUCCCGUCCGUUUCAACGGGAUGUGCAACCCUUUCCGUGUGCAUUGACUCAAGAGGCAAGCCGCGCCCUGUUCAGUGGGAUUGUUUCCUAGUCAAUGGGCUUAGGAUUGCAGCCAGGACAGCACAGUCCUUACUCAGGAGGAGGUCUGGUUACGUCCGGGUAGAGGCGGCCCUACCUUGCAGCUCCCGCCCCGCCUCACUUUUGCUGGAUUGUGCCCCUUGACUGUUACUCUUGUUGGGGUUUUGUACUUUUCAAUGAUUCUGUACUGUUGGGCUGUAGCUAACCCUCCUGUGAGUCUCAAAGUUAAAAUUACCACCAAGUGUCUUAAACUCGAUUGUAUUGCCAUUGUUUUUAAAUGCUCAAAGUAAUAAUGUCUUCGGUUCCCCCCUCUCCCCACUUAUUUUUGGGUUUCCUCGUUUUGUGUUUUCAAAAUGUAGCCUGUAAAGAAAAAGAGAAUCCAGAGAUGAAUAUAAUGGCAGAAAUCUGUUCCAGAAGUUCCAUAGACCACAACUGUAAAAUGGACUGUAGGUUCUUAUUUUCUCUUUUUUCCUUCCUUGAUAUGUAAUAAAUAUUUAUGACA
Hemicordylus capensis (graceful crag lizard) is the source of this 9136-nucleotide messenger RNA. RefSeq names its product GTPase activating Rap/RanGAP domain like 3 (gene GARNL3). The transcript is spliced from 29 exons. Gene Ontology annotation, biological process: regulation of small GTPase mediated signal transduction; activation of GTPase activity. Lineage: Eukaryota; Metazoa; Chordata; Lepidosauria; Squamata; Cordylidae. The coding region runs from base 431 to 3454 and encodes 1007 amino acids. Gene Ontology annotation, cellular component: cytoplasm. Gene Ontology annotation, molecular function: GTPase activator activity. The record is from RefSeq and is a predicted model, not a curated record.